AAAGGGCAGCUGGAGUUGCACACUCCACAGAAAGUAUCCCCAACGCUCGAAACCACACUCUUUGUUGCCAUAAACCUUUAGGAAUGCGCGCGCGUUUGUGUGUGUGUGUGUGUGUGUGUGCGUGAAACCGCGCGCGCGCGCUUUGACUUGUAAUGAUCUGGCAGGCGUGUAGAGAAAGUUGCGAACGCUAGUGCUCUACUCGAGGUGUCCCAGAGAAGGAAAGGAGGAAAGGACCAAGAAAAGAAAAGUCGAAUAACUCUUGAAUUCAAGCGGGAAGAUUGGAGAGCACCACAUUUGCGACGAGCAAGGAAAAAAGUGAAGAGGAAAGUUUGGAAAAGUUGAAAAUUUUUCCACAGUGGAAAAACCGCAUUCCGAAACGUGGAACUUAUAUGUGUUCAAGCUUAGAUGUGGAACUAAGGAAUGCGCAGUCACCAUGGAAACACAGUCCCAGGCCAGCUCAACAGCAGAGAAGAAAAAAAGGGUGGAGACAAUUAUGGCAACCAAGAGAUUCUCCCAGAACCGAACUGAGAUCAGUGAGAAGGAUGUGACUUCAAGCACAACAUCCAAAGAAGAUAGCAAUUCUUGUUCUCCAUACCACCGAGAGCGGCGCAAUGUGAUUGGUGGACAACUACCAGUGCCAGGCCAGAGUUCUGUAGCUGCUAAGCUGAGUGAUGAGCCAUCCACCUCCACAGAAAUGCGACCUCUGUUGGUAAAGAAGGAGCUGCACACCUCCCUGCCCUACCCUGAACACACACUCCCUUAUCGGGGGACACUGUUUGCAAUGGACCCUCAAAACAGCUACUUGGACCCUCACUAUACUCCGACUCAGUUCUUCCCUGGAUUCCACCCUCCAGUGCCAGUCGAUGAAAGACACACACAGGGCCGUUACAUCUAUGAGCCCUCUUCAUUGUCACCGCUCCAUGUGCCUCCUGUACUGGCAGGCAGCCCUGCAUUUUCUGAUAUCUCUGUCAUUCGAAUCCCAGCUCACCGGAAUUCCUUAGGCAUUGGAGUGGACUCAUCCUUUAGCCCCCAACACCCUUACAUCAACCCCUACAUGGACUACAUUCGCUCUAUUCACAGCAGCCCCUCUCUUUCAAUGAUCUCUGCAGCUAGGGGACUCAGUCCUGUAGAUGCCCCACACCCUGGUUUGACCACUGCAGAAUACUACCAUCAGAUGGCACUGCUUGCAGGUCACUGUAGCCCCUAUGCUGACAUCAUUCCCUCUACCAUGUCCACCACUGGAGCAGGGACCAGUGCUUUGCCGAUGGAAUACCUCCAGGCUCUGGAAGGUACUCGCUUUCCCAGUCCGAGAUUUCUUGCCCGUCAGAGCAGGAAGCGCCCCCUUCCUGGCUCACCACACUUAGACUCAAGUUUAGAUUUUCAUACAAUGAUCCGGAAAUCACCAAAUUCCCUGAUGAGCAUCCUGAAUAGCUCACGUCCCAGCUCUUCCACCAGUGGAUCAUACGGUCAUCUGUCUGCUGGCACUAUCAGUCCUGCAUUAAGUUUUGCCUACCCUCCCACCCCAGUGGCACUGCAAAUGCAUCAGCAGCUAAUUGGUCGAUCUCCAGGCAUUGUGGGGUCUACUUUUGGCCACAGUCCCCCUCUCAUCCAUACCGGCCCUUCCUGCACUACUCAGAGACCCAUAGCAAGCAUUACCCCCUCAGCAACUGGGCUUACAGAGUGCUCUGCCAGCUCCACUGACUUACAAAAUAAACCCACUAGUGAGUCAGCAGUGACUAGUACAGGAGAUCUUAUGCAUCACAAACGCUCCAAACUCAAGCCUGUUGAUGAGCCUUCCAGCCCUGGAGCAGUUAGUGUGCAGGAUUAUCCAGAUGGAAUGACACUGGUGAAAGAGGAGGAAGAUAAGGAAGAUGGGAAACAGGAGCCAGAGGUAGUAUAUGAGACCAACUGCCACUGGGAGAACUGCUGCAGAGAAUUUGACACCCAGGAACAGCUUGUACAUCAUAUAAAUAAUGACCAUAUCCAUGGAGAGAAGAAGGAGUUUGUGUGUAGAUGGGAGGAUUGCUCUCGAGAACAGAAGCCCUUCAAGGCCCAGUACAUGCUGGUGGUGCAUAUGCGCAGACACACAGGCGAGAAACCACACAAAUGCACGUUUGAGGGCUGUUCCAAGGCCUACUCUCGACUGGAGAACUUGAAGACACACUUGCGCUCUCAUACAGGAGAGAAGCCAUAUGUGUGUGAGCAUGAAGGCUGCAACAAAGCCUUCUCAAAUGCAUCAGACCGUGCCAAACAUCAGAAUCGGACCCAUUCUAAUGAGAAACCCUAUGUAUGCAAGAUACCUGGCUGUACCAAACGCUACACUGACCCCAGCUCUUUGCGCAAACAUGUAAAAACUGUUCAUGGUCCUGAAGCCCAUGUCACUAAGAAACAGCGUGGAGAUGUUUACCCGCGACCUCCAGCCCAUCCUCGUGAAAGGGGAGCCAAUGGACAGGGUCGAUCAUCAAAAUUACAACGGCCAUUUGAAGCAUUUCCUGACCAAAGAGAGUAUAACCAUGCUACCUCAACACAAGAUGAAUGUCUGCAAGUCAAGUCAAUCAAGACAGAGAAGCCCAUGACGUCUCAGCCAAGCCCUGGCAGUCAGUCUUCAUGCAGCAGUGACCAGUCCCCCACCAGCUCCCAUCUCAGCCAUGGAGUCCAGUUUGGCCUUGUAAGAGAGGAGGUGGUGGAGGACCAGAAGUUUGAAGAUGAGGAUGAAGAGAAGCACACUAAGGGAGAAGAGUUGGAUUCCCCCAUCAUGGUCUCUACUGUAUCCACUGCUACAGCCACAGCAGCUACUCUAGCUCUACAACCCUGCAGAAGUCUGGGGCAGCCUAUGCGUUGGAUGGAACAGGUUAAGAUGGAAAGGCUUAGGCAGGUGAAUGGAGGAACAUCAAGGCUGAAAUAUCUGUCACCCACAGCACCCACUGAAGGCAACAGUUUGGCCUCCCUUACAGGGAAAGGCUUGUGUACUGUCAGGAGUACUUGUGGGGGUGCAUCAGUACCUCAGCCUUGUUUACAUCCCGAGCCAUCCAGCACAGAACUGACAUUGUUAAGCCUCCUUCAGGAUCGCCGUCACAGCAGUGGCAGUACCACCAGCUCAGCCUACCUAAGCAGCAGCCGCCGUUCCUCUGGCAUCUCUCCCUGCUUCUCAAGCCGCCGCUCCAGCCAAGCCUCACAGUCUGAGCACCGACAGCACAGGCAGCUGAACAACCUUAGUGCUUCUGACUCUUAUGACCCAAUCUCUACUGAUGCCUCCCGUCGCUCUAGUGAGGCUAGCCAAUAUGGUGGAGGUGGUGGAAAUAGAGGUGUGGGAGGAGGUGAAACGGGAUCAAGAGGUGUGUUGAACUUAACACCAGCACAGCAUUAUCAUCUUAGAGCUACAUAUGCUGCUGCAACAGGUGGGCCCCCGCCAACACCUUUACCUAACACAGAACAAGUAAGCUAUAAAAUUCAAAUGAAUGUGGCAAGGGAUGUGAAAGACACAAACAAGCUCAUAUUGCCAUCACUAGUCAGACCACAUGCCAGUAGUGAUGGUAGUUUUUAUAGCCAAAUCAGUCGCAAUCGAUACAGACAGAGGGAACUAUAUCAUGGGGAAAGCCAUGGCAAAAGUGACAGAAGAGCAAGUGAUCCUCUAAGGCCAAGAGGCCAAAAUAUCCUUGGAAGUUCCCAGAUACAGCGUUUUGGCAGCCAGAAUAACAUAGAACAUUUACAGCCUCUGGUUAGUAAAAAUGUGGUCCAAGGCGAUCUUGUUAAAAGUACAAAUGACAAAAACUACACUAACUUAGAGGGCAAUAUACACAGUGGCCAACUCUUCCCUUUUGCUUCUAGCAUCAUGGAACAUUUAGCACCUGACACUUUAGCUAUUAAACAUGACAGAACUCUCUUAUUUAGCCCUGCUGACACUGACCCUCACUGCACCCAGGACAGAUUUAUAAAUUCCCAAUUUCACAGAAAUAAUUUUGCACAGAAUAGUGAAGAGGUGUAUAAAACCAAGAAUUCUUUACAGCAACAUGGGGCACAUGAUACACAAAGUCUUGGAGAGGAUAGCCUGCCAAUUCAGUGGAAUGAGGUAAGCUCAGGAAGUAUUGAUUGUCAACUUCCUCUGGCGCCACAGAGAUGUGAACAAUGGCCCAACCAAAUUAAUGCAGUAGGGCUCCCAUUUGGUUGCUUUGAAAAUAUGAUUGUACAACAGCAGCUCCCGUCAUCAUUCACAGACCAGCAGCACCCUAAUGAGAGGGAAAGAGUUCAGCAAAUAGAUGAACUUUCCAAUGUACACAGUGACCAAAAUCAGAAAUGCAAAGGGGCAAAUUCAAGCAGAAUGCACCAAGGAGUGUCUGUGGAGACUAUACAACAGAAUUGCAGUGACAAAAGGAGGAACACAAGCACAUUUAAGAUUGGUCAACAAAACUGUCAGAAUGCCAUGGGCCCUAUCUGUCCAAUUAGCUUUCAUCAAGCUAGUCAGUCACAAACUCAACAGCUUCACCAGAGCCUUGAAAUUCCAAGUCCAACAAGUGGAAACCUGUUCCAGCAAGGGAUAGCAAAGUCCAGUUUAUCCAAUGUAUUCCCUCUUCAAGCUCAGUGUGCAGUAUCUAGCCAGUCUGUGGCUCAAGACCUCUCUCAGUCACAACAUUCCACCCAACAGAUCACUAGUAGUAACAAUGCACAAUCCAACCUAAGCUUUGCAAAAAAAAAUACUAACUGCUCACUUGCUAAUCCAAUUGCUAAUCAAAUAGAAAUAGAUAAGCUUCAGCCAAACUCAUGUUCUUCCAUACAGCAACAGAGAAUCUUGGAGCAGUGCUUUGAUAAAGCAAAAUCUUCAGACUUCAGAGCUCAACACUGCCAAAUGGAAACACUUAAAAUUGAACCCUUAAAGGAUUUGUCCCCUGGUGCUGAUCAGGUGACCAGCACAGUAGAAAGCAGCACAGAUUGCAGUGUUUUGCAUAAUUUCGGGAUAAAAUUUUCCUCCAUUUUGGAUGAUAGCCUUGACCAGGGACGUUUGGUUUCAGAUGUUAUUAGUCGUAGUGUUCUUCAUGAUUUAUCACAGACUUCUUCUUGGCAUACUUCACACCUCUCAGCUAUAAUUCAUUGUUUGCCUCCUGGUAAAACCAACAUGGCCAUCGGAGACAUGAACUCUCUCCUGACUACCCUUGCAGAAGAGAACAGGUUUCUUGCCAUUAUGCAGUAGAUUAUGUAUUCCUCUAAUGGAUGAGAAUAGGGGAAAAAUAAUUUACUGGAGUAAUAAAAAAAAUCUGGAUUAAAUGUAUAUGUAUCAGCAUCGUUUGUUAGGAGGAGGUUAUAGAAUAGACCUUCAAUUUGUAUGUCUUAGCCACCUGAAGUGGGGGACUGAGAAAACCAUAUAAAUAAAGUGUAAGUAUAUAAAUAACUAAAACCAUUCAAUUUAUGGAAUAAUUUAAUAUAGAAAAGCCAGUUUUGUAUGUGAUUUGGUUAAAGUAGCACCAUUUCUUUAUAAUGGUAUAUAAUUCCAUUCAAAUAAAUUGUAUUUGUAUAGCACCUUUAACAUUGGAAUUUAAAUUGUCACAAAGCAGCUUUUUUAAAAUAUAAAAAUUCCAAAACUAAAAUUAAAAUUUAUAAAUGUAUCCCUGUACCUAUUUUACAUUUACAUGACUAUUACAAUACAUGAUUAUUUUGUUCAUGAUGAUCCGCAUUGCUUAUUUAUGCAAGCACAAUAUAUUUCAUUUACUAUAGACAGAAACCUUUCUUCUGACAUCAGGUAAAAACAGGUUCAAUGUUCCAUUUAAUAGGCUAUAGUAUUGUAUUUUAAUGUUUUAUAUCUUGCAUUGCUAGUAUUAAAAUGAUUUUCCUGUCCUUAUGUUAUGCUUACAUGUAGACUGCAUAUGUGAAGUACCAUUUCAUUUCCCAAGUGUGGACCAGAGACUCAUGAAUAAUUGUACUACUUUCUUUAACAUGAUUGCAUAUAUGUAUGUGUAUAUAGACUCUUUUCCUAUUUUUAACACUUACUGUGGUCUGUUAGUACUUAUAACAAGCUGUAUGCAUUAUGAAAAAGAACAAUUAAGGAGUUGAAACUAGCCAGCAUCUGUUUUUCACCAAAGUGGAUCAUUUUUAAUAUGAUGGAUAAAAUGUGCCAAUAAAGUAUUAUUGUUGGUGGUAGUAGUAGCAGUAAUUAUUAUAAUUUAAAUAAUCUUUGAAUAUUACCAAAUAUCAUGGUAAUAUUCAUUCUGUUUUUUCUUUUUAAAUAUAUGUUCACAACCAUGGUCACCAAGGUUUUCAUAUGUCAAAUAAAUUCAAUGUGAAUCUGUCGUUGUUUGCCUGUGAAGAAAUUUGAUACAGUGUGGAAAUUAUUUGGCAGUUUUGUAGCAGUAUUAAAAACCUCUAUUUAUGUGUAUCUGCAUAUGUACAGUUUUAUAAGUCAUGUUAUUGGAAAUAGGUAAUGUUUGUAUGUAUGCUGUUAUGUUGUCAAGUGUAACAUUUUCUGGGGAAAGCUUGGGAGGAGGCUAGGGAUGGGCCAAAGGUUAGGGCCUGAUUAGUGCCUACCAAAAUGAAGAGGAACACUGCCAGUCUUUUAUAAGGCAUUAUUACAGAAAGAGUUUGUGUAAAACUCAGCAGAAGACCUACAACUUGGAAGAUGUAAUCACUGAUUCUGGUACAGGUGAGGUGUUAGGUUUAGUGUAAAAGUAAAAACAUUCAAAAUAUUAUAAGAUAUUUUAACACAUUUUUUGCCUUUUUAUACUUGUAAAUACACUAUCCAUAUGUAAACUAUGUAGGAAGGUCUAGGGUUUUAAAUCCACGCAAAGGGGAACCAGGGUGUAUCUAGUCAAGGUGCAUAGCACCACCAGGUUAAUUCAGUUUUUUUUUUUUUAACAAACCACAACAAAUGUUUGUAAGACUUAAAUAAAAAGAAAU
Silurus meridionalis is the source of this 6882-nucleotide messenger RNA. It is a transcript of the gene gli3, whose product is annotated as GLI family zinc finger 3. The record is from RefSeq and is a predicted model, not a curated record. Gene Ontology annotation, molecular function: DNA-binding transcription factor activity, RNA polymerase II-specific; RNA polymerase II cis-regulatory region sequence-specific DNA binding. Gene Ontology annotation, cellular component: nucleus. Gene Ontology annotation, biological process: smoothened signaling pathway; regulation of transcription by RNA polymerase II. The transcript has 15 exons. Lineage: Eukaryota; Metazoa; Chordata; Actinopteri; Siluriformes; Siluridae. The coding region runs from base 434 to 5185 and encodes 1583 amino acids.